AUGGCGAGGCCCGGCCGUAUAACGAGCUUUUUCAAGCCAGUCUCAAAAUCGCCGCAAAGCCCACAACCCAAAGCGGCGUUAAGAGCGGAAGCGUCGACAACCCCUCCCCCGCUAUCACCAUCGCCAGUACCAUCCGCUCACUUCCCCUCGUCCCCACCAGUCGAUGCAUCAACUUUCCGGGACCGCAACGCGGUGAUCAAAGGCUCAGACGAUGAGGAUGAUGACGACUUUGGUUCCGAUGACGACUUUCCGGAGCUGUUCUCAAAUCUGCCACGCGUUCCGGUCCCCGUUCAAGCAGCGGGAAACGAGUCUAAUAUCUAUGCAACGCCCAAGGCGAAGCGGAGAGUGCUGGAGUUCCACUCUUCGCCCUUGACCAUCAACACCAAACCUCACAAGUUUGAUAUCAAGGCACUACUCAAGCAUGCCGAGGCGGAUGAAGCCGUCGAAGAGGGUGAGCAGCGUACCGCGGCCCUCAUUGCCCAGGGAUCCCCAACAGCACGCGACCGUGUGGCGGCAAACGAGGAGCACACCAGUCUUCGUGACACAAUGCUGGACGUGUUAUCUGAUCCCGAGGAUAGCCAGGACGAGGGGAAUCGAGGGAGACUGAUGCAAGCGGUGAAACGAACCGAGGCAACGGUCAGCCGGAAGGAGUGGUAUUUUUUCGAUCGCCAGAAUCAAUCUAACAGCACGGCGAUUCAAGUACGGCACCCCUUUCCCAAGGCCGAUGCCACCGGAGUUUGGGCCUUCCUCGGUCCGGAAAAGCAUAGGUCCGAGAUCUUCGAAGACGGGCUGCCUUACAAUGUCCAAUGCCGGAUGCAGAACUUGCCUGACCGGAUCUUCCUGUGGGUGUUAGAUGAGGCGGGAUUCACAAAGUCGAGGAAGCUCCAAGGCGAGUAUAUUCGGCUCCUUGGCAUUUGUUCGGACCAGAUCAGGCGACUGCUACUAGACGAUAAAAUCGUCGGGCUAUUUCAAGACCUUGGAGCUUCAGAGCGAGCUCUUGCGACGACGUCUCAACCAAGCGGAGACUCGGAAAACGGCGCUCCCUAUCCAGAGGAUUGCCGAACCCGCCUUCGGGCUGUGCUUCGCAUCUUGGCGGGGACUGCUCACGGUUCAACGACUCAAACAUUAACACGGACCAUGUCCAUCCUCCUCCGACUCGGCAUCGACAACAUCAUACGUGAGGAUGAAGCGGUCGCGACAGAGUACCAAGAUGCGUUGUUACAAACUGCGUUGGCGGUCCCGUGGAGAGUCUGGAAUAACUUCUGCGGAAACGUGAGCGAGUCGCUCUACUCACAUACCCAAGAUGCUACCCUCCGCUGGAAUGCCGUUUCUUCUAUUCCGCCGCUUCAUGCGAAACUGGUCGAGCUGCGCCGACGCCUGGCACUCGUGUUUGUCUUCGACGACCCACGCCGAGCUUUUUCUCCGCCAGAAGACACCUUCAGCAUCCAGUCCAUCAUCGAUCGUCUCGAACAGGCCGAUGAAUUCAUCGUGGACCGCACUAACACGGAUUAUGUGGAGCUACUAGCACUAUCUGAGAUGCUGAGCGUUGCGGUUGGCGACGGAUCACCGCCAGCCGAAAACAUAAGCCCGGAGGCUGUCAAACAGUACAAUGCCGAAGUCGACGAGCUGGCACGUAAGAUCAAAUUACUGUGGUCUAGUAUCCACGAGCAGGGAGCUGCCUACAUGUCGAGGCUAGAAGUCCGCGUACACCUGAGAGACUUCGAGCGCAAGUUACAACACGUCGUGCGAACACGGCCCCGUCCCAAGGAGGACAUCUUUGGACUCAAUCCAACCGAGGACGACCUCGAGCGCCCCAAGCAACAGCAGUUCAUGAAGAGGUUCUUGAAAACAAAGGCAUCCCCGAGGACUCCUUAG
Chaetomium globosum CBS 148.51 is the source of this 1875-nucleotide messenger RNA. RefSeq lists its product as uncharacterized. NCBI's taxonomy places the organism in Eukaryota, Fungi, Ascomycota, Sordariomycetes, Sordariales, Chaetomiaceae. The record is from RefSeq and is a predicted model, not a curated record. The transcript has 2 exons. The coding region runs from base 1 to 1875 and encodes 624 amino acids.